UUCAAAUUUUUUUUUCCGACUCCAUUGAAUUCAUGUAUUUUUGUUCAGGCGUUUAAAGUCUUGAUCCCAUCGCUAUGUCUUCCAAAGAUUACAUGAGCGGCUUACCAGAUUGUCUUAUAAGCCACAUCUUGUCUUUUGUUUCCAAUAAAGAAGCUGCUUCCACUUCCGUUCUUGCCAAAAGGUGGAGAUAUCUCUUUGCUCUUACACGUGAUCUUCAUUUCGAUGACUUUGUCUAUCUGAAUCCUGAAAAAAAGAGCAAAACUUCUAGGAGUUUUGUGGAUUUUGUGGAUAGAGUGUUGGUUUUGCACCAGAAUGUUCCUUUAAACAGAUUCUCCCUCAAGUGUGAAGAUGUUAUUCAUCCAGCUAUUAUCACUAGUUGGUUACUCAAGGUGAUGGACCGAGGUGUGUUAGAUCUUGAUCUACAAAUCAUCUCUUCUGAUAUGGAUUGUCCUCUCCCUUCUGAGAUGUUUGUGAGUGAGACUUUGGUUAAGUUGUUUAUAAGAAUUUGUGGGGUCCUCGCCAUUGAUAAGGAUAAAGAUGUUUUUCUUCCAAAGGUUAAGACACUGCGUUUUGACCAUGUCAUUGUGAAAAACAAUUUCUUUCGUAAGCUCCUGUUAGGUUGUUAGGCGCUUAAGACGUUAGUUCUUAACAAUUUUUUUGAGGUUAAGGGCUCUUAUUCUGUUUCUCAUAACACACUCACGGGACUAUCGGUUUGUUGUUCAAGAAUUUUUGAUGUGAACCCGAAGAAAAUGUCGUUUG
Brassica napus (rape) is the source of this 759-nucleotide messenger RNA. RefSeq names its product putative F-box/LRR-repeat protein At5g41840. Gene Ontology annotation, molecular function: protein binding. The record is from RefSeq and is a predicted model, not a curated record. The transcript has a single exon. Bases 75 to 626 code for a protein of 183 amino acids. NCBI's taxonomy places the organism in Eukaryota, Viridiplantae, Streptophyta, Magnoliopsida, Brassicales, Brassicaceae.